AUGACACAAAUCAAUUUUGAAGUGGGUUCUAGUUUAUGUAGUUCUCUUGCCCCAAAUGAGGAACCCUACAUUACAGAUCCCUCAUCAGUAGUUGAGAACUCUACUACUUCAUCUAUGAGCGUGCGGUCUACCCCUGAAAUUGAAAAGAAGUUUGUUCAUCAUGUUUAUGAUGUUAUUGCACCUCAUUUCAGUUCCACUCGGUUCGCCAAGUGGCCAAAGGUUGCCUCUUUUUUGUCAUCUUUGCCUUCAGGAUCUCUUGUCCUCGAUGCGGGAUGCGGGAACGAGAAGUACUUAGGUUUAAACCAAUAUUUCUUUUUUAUUGGAUGUGAUAUAAGUACUUCGUUGAUUAAAAUAAGCUUAGAUCGAGGGCAUGAAGUUAUGGUUGCAGAUGUUGUGAAUCUUCGUUACAGAACUGGUUUUGGUGAUGCGACAAUAUCUAUAGCUGUGUUACAUCAUUUGAGCACCGAAAAUAGGAGAAGAAAAGCAAUAGGAGAGUUAGUCCUGUUAAGUUCAAAUGCUAUUUAUAUUGUCUAUCAUGUUAUGAAUCAUAACAAUUUUCAAGAGUGUAAGUGUUGUGAUUAA
Lotus japonicus is the source of this 582-nucleotide messenger RNA. Its product is annotated as tRNA (carboxymethyluridine(34)-5-O)-methyltransferase-like. Gene Ontology annotation, cellular component: nucleus; cytoplasm. The transcript has a single exon. Gene Ontology annotation, molecular function: S-adenosylmethionine-dependent methyltransferase activity; tRNA binding. Bases 1 to 582 code for a protein of 193 amino acids. The record is from RefSeq and is a predicted model, not a curated record. Lineage: Eukaryota; Viridiplantae; Streptophyta; Magnoliopsida; Fabales; Fabaceae. Gene Ontology annotation, biological process: tRNA wobble uridine modification.